Molecule: messenger RNA, 2778 nt
Organism: Pundamilia nyererei
Lineage: Eukaryota; Metazoa; Chordata; Actinopteri; Cichliformes; Cichlidae
Exons: 7
Coding region: 499-1098 (199 amino acids)
Cellular component (GO): membrane
Source: RefSeq, a predicted model, not a curated record
CUGUGAUUCUUUUCCCCACACUGAGCCCUUACCUGCUGAAACUCACUUUAACUUUAACUAAUUUUUCUGUUUAGAUGCAAUGUCACACGCACGAGGUUCAAUUAGCUUUGCACAAAAAUAAUACAUACCAGGUUGUCAGUAGUUUCACUAACUCUGCCAAUAAUGCCGAUCUACUUAUAAUACAGUAAGUGUGCACAGACCUAAUGGGGAUUUCAUUUUAACUGAGUGGUUUACUCACUAUACUGUGGAACAGCCUCAGCCUGUAACUUCCAGACAGUCUUUAGCCCCACCACUUAAUAAAAAAAGAAGUCUCAAAUUGCCACACUUCCUCUUUCCACCCACAACAUUCCCUUCCUGUUAUCUUUCACUCUGCUUUUUCUGCAUGAAAAUCUAAGACGGGAUAUUCUGCCCCCAACAAUCUGUGCUGCUGUGGGGAAGCAUCCAGUUCAAUUAAGUCUUUUUGACCCACAGCCAAGCACUGUGUGUAGUUUCCUGAAAAUGGAGGGAACUCAGACAACGACUAGAGAGGAGGGGACAACAGAAAGAAAUGGGGAUCAGGGGACUAGCAGCAAUGUGCCGACGUCCAGCAAACCUCUGCAUCGCUUUGUCCGAAAGGAGCCCAGAAGUCUUGGGAUUGUCAUUCUGAUGUUUGGCUGUGCUGAGUUGUUAAUGGGAUAUCAGUUCUCCAAUGAAGAGUUCACAAUCUCUGCUCAACUCUACAUUCCCUUUUGGCAGGGAGCUCUGUUUCUUACCUGUGGAAUCCUGUCAGUCUACACUGAGUUGCAUCCGUCCAAGAAGAUGGUGACUGUGUGCUUGGCCCUGUAUGUGGUUUCCAUCUUUGGAAUCGUAAUCUCUUUCAAAUACAGGAUAAUCCAGCUCAUCGCUUAUCCCUACUUUUUUUUUUUGCGAUUUCAUUUGAACAAUGCAAGUGUGAUGCUGCUGAAAAGUAUCGAAGCCAUUUUACUGACCUCCUCUAUUUGCGCAUUAGUGAUUCUCAUUUUUUUAACCACUGUCGCAGGUUUCGCACUGAAAUCCACACGCACUCAGGUCAUCAUCCAGCAAAUUCCACCACCGAGGACUGAAACACCAUCGGACUGAGGACAUCUUUUUAAAGUAUUAUUAAACAUUACACGACCUUACUAAAACACACUUGUUGGUCUCUUGUGACACUUGUUCUUGAACUAAAAUCAUUUAUGUCAUCACUGUGAGGAAAAACUAUCUUAGAAGAACUUUUUCAGGAAGGCAAUAACGACUAAUCUGUCUGGCAACCCUUGUGUUUCCCUGCUGCACGUCUGCAAAUCUCUUCUCAUCGACUGAAUGUGUUGACCUCGGCCAGAUGUCAUACACUAUAUGUUGGACAACAUCUGGGCUACGCAACAUUUGUUUGUGACAAGUGUCAAAAUUCAGUCCAACCAUAAAAGUUUUGAUUUGUUUUAAAACAUACUUGUUAGAAAUUCCUUUUUUAUUGUUAAUAUCUGAAAAUUUCCUUCCUCAUCAGACCUUUAGUCAUUUGGAAGCCAUGUAGAAAAUCUGUUAUGCGUGUCAUCUUUUCAGAGACGUCCAAACUUUUCCAUCUAAUUGUAUCUGCAUUAUUAUUAGUGUCUUAUUAGUAGUGUUUGACUGUCAUUAAACAGUGCUUUGUACUCUGUACUGAAUGUUUAACUGAAGACAUUUUACAAUAUGACAUGUUGUAACUGGAUGAGUAAACUAUUAGCUUUGACCUCUGGUUACAGAGGGAGCAGGUACGGCACUGUGAUCUAAGAAGCCUCGGUAUAAACUCUGUUUUUCCUGUUUGCGUAAAAUCUUUUUAUAUUUUGUGCAGUAAUUGUGUACUGAUUUAAACAUAAACUUUUGUUAAGCCAAUAUAAAUAUUCUCAUUUCAUUAUGUUAAUCUUUGCGUAGAUUAGAGCUGUACAAACUCUGUUUUUGCCUUAUAAAUGAUAUUUUCAUGUGAGUUUGUACAUUUCAAUAAAUUGCUGCAUCUCUCUCAUUUUCCUACCAAAACUUGAAGUGAGAGGUGGCUCAAGACUUUUGCACAGUACUCUAUAUGUUUAUAUGUGUCAGGGAACUCAGUGUGACGAAUUAAGUAAGAUUAGUAAGAGAGAUAGCUUUUAACUCUCAGGGAUGGCACAGUGUUUGAGUUUGGGAACUGAAGGGGAGUUUGGACCCGGAAACGGCUAAUGACGUCAGAUAGUUUGUUUAACCUCCACAGUGGCCAUCAAAUGUGGAGGUUAAACAAAGUUCGUCACAAAGCAGGACGACAAGGCGACAGCUUGGGGGAAUUUCGGCUGAAGAGGCGAGAGAACGAGAGAGAUGUGUCUGCUAAAUACUGAUGCUCAGUUUCCCAAACAUACAGUAGAUUAACUCAGGUGCACUGUGGCAUUUAAACAAUAUUCAGUUGGUAUUAAGGGUGCCAAAUAAAUAUCCCUGACACUAUUACAGCCCCAGCGGCAGCCUGAACUACUCAUACAAGGCAGGAUGUAUCACUUUUGUCAUGUGUUUUAUGCCAAAUUCUCAUCCUAUCAUCCAAUGUUGCAGCAGAAAUUGAGACUCAUCAGAACAGUCGAUGUUUUACAAUUUUCUGUUGUCCCAUGUGAAUUUUAGCUACAGCUGUUUAUUGCCAUCUGCUUCAAGGUUUCACGUGUUGUGCGUUCAGAGAUGCUCUUUUGCAUACCUUGGUUGUCACAGGUGGCUAUUUGACGUAUUGUGGCCUUCCCAUCAGCUCAAACGAGUCUGGCCAUUCUCCUCUGACAUCUGGCAUCAGUAAGACAUUUUUCA